Dictyostelium discoideum AX4 is the source of this 2850-nucleotide messenger RNA. RefSeq lists its product as hypothetical. Bases 1 to 2850 code for a protein of 949 amino acids. Gene Ontology annotation, molecular function: acyltransferase activity, transferring groups other than amino-acyl groups; acetyltransferase activity; transferase activity. Lineage: Eukaryota; Evosea; Eumycetozoa; Dictyosteliales; Dictyosteliaceae. The transcript has 2 exons. The record is from RefSeq and is a predicted model, not a curated record. Gene Ontology annotation, biological process: chromatin remodeling.
AUGUCAACCAAAACAAAAAGUGAACCAAACGAAUCUCAGCCAACGAAAACAACAGAGAUUACACCAACAAAUACAACUACUACAGCAACAACUAAAGCAAGUAGAUUAAAAGCAUCAAAAGCAGCUGCUGCCGCCGCCGCAGCAGCAGCAGCAGCGGCAGCAUCAUUGGUAUCUUCACCAACAAAUACAACAAGUACACCAACUCCAACACCAACACCAUCACCAACACCAUCACCAUCACUAACACCAACACCAUCACCAUCACCAACUCUACCUAUUAACAACAACAACAACAACAACAAUAUCAAUACACUUAAUAAACCACAUAUACCCUAUUCAAAUAAUUUUAAUAGUUAUCAUAAUGGUAAUACGGCAUAUAAUAAUCCAAGUUUAAAUAGUAAUACUACUAGUUUCCCACCACACCCUAAUUACCCCUCACCAUAUUAUUACCCUAAUCACCCACCACAUCCUACUUAUCACCAUCCUGCGACAUCAUCAACAUCAACAUCAAACCUAAGUCAUAGUAAUUCAUAUAACAUAAAUCCACCAACGAAAAGACCAUAUGAUAGUAUAAAUUAUACAUAUUCCAGUAACACAGCCAAUAGUGCGUAUGGACAUCACCCGCCACCACCACCACCAUCAUCUUCUUCUUCAUCUUCAUCAUCUUCUUCAUCUUCAUCCUCAUCAUCAUCUUCUUCAAUGAUUAGCGACCCAAUAAAUGAUCAUGAAAAAAAGAAAAUAAAAAAAAUGAAAUCGGGACCAUUGUUAAUAGCAGAAGAGGAUUUUAUAGCAAAUGCGUUUAGGAAUGUUCCAGAUAAAGCAUUAACACCAGAAUUGAGAAGAAUAAAGAGGAAAUUUAUAGUUAGGAAGCAACAAAGAUUUUGUGCCAUUGAUAAUUUUAAUAUCGAUGAUAAAGUUUAUCAAGGUUUUAGUAAAAUAAAGAAAAAAGAACAAAAAUUAAAUUUAUACUAUGAAAGAGAAGAAAUACCAAGUUUUCAACCUAAAACUUUACAACAACAAUUAUCAGUAUUACCAAGUUCUACAACUAGUGCAGUUGCAGCUACAAUAUCAAAUAUUAAUAAUACUUUAAAUACCACUACUACCAACAACAACAACAACAACAACAACAACAACAACAACAACAACAACAACAACAACAACAACAACAACAACAACAACAACAACAACAACAACAACAACAAUAACAACACUACUACUACAACAACUACAACCACUACUACACCACCACCUAUUGUAAAUAACACAAACACAAAUGCAAAUAUAAAUAAUAAUAAUAAUAAUAAUAUAUCAUCAGGAGGAGGAGGAGGGAGGCAAACAGCCCCGAUCAACUCAACCAAUCAAAUAGUUAAUACGGUAACAUGUACAGUUAAACCACCAAUUAUUCCAACCACAAAAACUAUUGAUCCACCAAGUUUAAUGUCACCAUUAAUUGCUGCAACAUUAGAGCAAGAACGAUUAGAUGCAGAAAAUUUAGAAAAAGAAAGAAAAAAAAAAGAAAAAUUUGAAAAAGAGAGAUUAGAAAAAGAGAAAUUAGAAAAAGAAAGAUUAGAAAAAGAGAAAUUAGAAAAAGAAAAGGAAAGAUUAUUAUUAUUAGAGAAAGAAAAAGAAAAAGAAAAAGAACGUUUAGAAAAAGAGAGACAAAGACAAGAAAGAAGAGAAAGAAAAGAAAAAGAACGUUUAGAAAAAGAGAUAUUAGAAAGGCAACAACAAUUAGAAAAUGAAAGAUUAGAAAGAGAGAGGCAACAACAACAACAACAACAAAUAGAAAAUGAACGUUUAGAGAAAUUAGAAAAUCAAAGAUUAGAGAAUGAACGUUUAGAGAAAUUAGAAAAGGAAAGAUUAGAAAGAGAACGUUUAGAAAAGGAAAGAAUUGAAAAAGAGAGACAAGAACGUCUAGAAAAGGAGAGAUUACAUAGAGAAUCUAAAGAAAAAGAGAGAAGGGAAAAAAUUAAACAAGAGAAAAUUAGAACUGAGAAAAUUAAACAAGAGAAAUUAAAACAAGAGAAUGAAAUACUAGAGAAAUUAAAAUCUGAACCAAAUCAACAAACUGCAUUAUAUAAAUAUUAUCAUUGGGUAAAAUCAUCAUCAUCAUCAAAUAAUAAUAGUAAUAAUAGUAAUCAAAAUAAUAAUAAUAAUAAUAAACCAAAAAGACCAUUUCAACCAUUAAAAGAAUUAUUAUAUGGAAGAAGGCAGUUGUUAGAUCCUUAUGUUAGUCCUCAUACUACUAGAGAGUUAAAACCAUUCAUUCGUAGGGAUUAUGAAUCGUGUCCUCCGAAAUUACAACAAUUACGUGAACUUUAUCAAUUCUUUAAAAUCAAUGGUUUAAUGCCACCAAAGACUUCACCAACAAUUGUAUCAAUUUAUGAAUCAUCUUCUUCAACUUCCUCUUCACAAGAAAUUUAUCCAAUUGAUUAUAAAUAUUUAACACCAGAAUUAGCUGAUAGAACAAAUCAAUUCCUUUGUGAUCAUUUUUGGCCUGGUAUAAAUGUUGAUGAUAUUUUAGAAUAUCCAGAUUUUACAGUGGUGGCACUUUAUAGGUCAAUGAUUAUUGGGUGUGGAUUGAUGAAUCCUGAUGGUUAUAUUAUGUUUAUUUCGGUUCAUCCAGAAUGGCAAGCAUGUGGUAUUGCAUCAUUUAUGUUGUAUCAUUUAACACAAACUAUGAUUGGUAAAGAUAUUACCCUUCAUGCUUCCGUUAAUAAUAGUGCUUUAAUUUUGUAUCAAAAAUUUGGUUUCAAACCUGAAGAAUUUAUAAAUAAUUUUUACGAUAAAUAUUACAGUGAUGAUAGUGGUAAAUCAAAAAAUGCGUAUCUCCUUAGAUUAAGAAGAUAA